GCAAAGCGUUUGAUAAAAAGGUCUGUAAAGACUAAGGAGCGUAUUGCCCUGGCUGCUACCAUUAACGAGCUAGGGUUCGAAGUGAUGCCUUGUUCUUUUUGUUUUUCUUGCGGCCUCUACUGCCAUAUAAUAGAGAGUUCUUCUUGUUACGGCGAAUGUGUUCGUCGUGGGAGGUCGUAUAACGGUUCUAGGGUUCUAGUCUUGUCUUAUUGUAGUCGAAUUAAAGCGCCUUAACCGAUUAGAAUAAGAUGCUAAGGAGGCUCUCCGUGCCGACCGCGAUUCGUUAGUAAAAGUAUAGCAUCGUCUGGACGAGUCUCUAGCUUAUUUAGACUAUAUUCGUUGUCAAAAGCGAUCGUUAUUAUCUCAAGGGUCGGAGAUGGUUUGCCGGGGUCUUACGUCUUUAGAUAAAUUGGAGGAGGUGGAGCAGUAGGAAUCAGGGGCGGUUCUAGGUAUAUAGCUUAAUAGUGGCGUUGACGUUAUUAACUAGGGUGCUGUCUUCGAUUCUGUCCUAGUUUUACCUUUAGUCGAUCUAGGUUCUGCCGGUAGAACUAUUCUAGUUUCUUAGGGCAAUUUAGGUUCUUAACUAAUUCCUAUAAGUUAUCCUCUAGUCUAAAAUUGAGCUAUUUGAC
Messenger RNA from Thermothelomyces thermophilus ATCC 42464, 629 nucleotides. RefSeq lists its product as uncharacterized. Bases 85 to 234 code for a protein of 49 amino acids. The transcript is spliced from 2 exons. NCBI's taxonomy places the organism in Eukaryota, Fungi, Ascomycota, Sordariomycetes, Sordariales, Chaetomiaceae. The record is from RefSeq and is a predicted model, not a curated record.